CGCUUCCCCAGAUUCAUCAAAUUUCCACAGAGAUUCCCUGCCUCCCACAUCUCCUUUCUCCUAUCACCAAGAUUUCUUCCUAGAUCGCAUCGCCCUAUAAUACUCACCUUGACUGUAAUUUAUUUCAUAGUGUGCCUGCACCUACGACGCACCCUGCCCUCUGCCCUGACUGGUAGGAAUGGGACUGAAGCCGCGCCGAACCCUCCUAUUGCCGACCUGAACAUCUUGCUCGCUUCCUGGAUGCCCUUGUAAACGCAGGAUAGAUAGCCUUGUCAUGGCCGAUCUCCUUCUCGGUACAUCUCCGAUACGUCCGAUACACAGCAACAGCAACACUUCGCAAUCUCCAAAGCGACCAAAGAGCUCGUCAUCUUCCCAGCCUUUGCCGUAUGUUGACCGGACGCUCCUCAGAACCGUCUCCAAGACGGUCAAGGGGGCAGCCAACCUCUUGCGCUCUUGGAAAGAUGGCAUGAGCAAUGAAGAGAGAGAGCAGGCCAGGCUGGUCGAGGAAAGGAAAAACAUACUCUACCUGCGCAUGAAGAGUGCCGAAACAUUGAAACAAUGGCGAGCUGCGGCGCAGGAACUCGACGCCCUCGAAGGCAACGACGAUUGGAAACAAGAUGCAGACGGUGGGGACUAUAAUCCUAGGCUCAUUGAGGAGCGACUUCGAGCGCUUGACGAGGCCCGAGAGAGCCACGAUAUUCGCACCAUGAUGCACCUCAUCCGAACCGCCCUGUCACGCGAUCUCGGCGGCAUGGGUAAUGUCGAUCUAUACCGGCAUUCAUACCUUGGAACAAAGACAUUGAUAGAACGCUACGUCGAGUCGACAAUCGAAACCAUAGAUGCCGCCAUCGUCCACGAUGCGACGGAUCAGGGCAUCGCACACAAGGAUCUGCUGGAGGGCAUGUUGCUUGCGCGCCAGAGCUUUGGGCGAAGUGCUUUGCUACUAUCUGGCGGUGGGACGUUUGGCAUGGCGCACGUCGGCGUUCUCAAAUCUUUAUUUGAAAACCAACUUCUUCCUAGGAUUAUAUCUGGCGCCAGCGCGGGAAGCAUCGUCUGUGCGGUCAUGUGUACGAGAACGGACGAGGAGCUUCCACUGCUAAUUAAAGAGUUCCCAUACGGAGAUUUGGCGGUUUUCGAAGCUCAAGAUAACCAAGAUGGCCUCCUGGAUCACUUUCGCCGCCUAUUGACAGAAGGCUGUUGGUCAGACAUUGCCCACCUUAGGAGAGUCAUGAGGGGCAUGAUGGGCGACAUUACCUUUCAAGAGGCGUACAAUCGCACGCGCCGCAUCCUCAACAUCUGCGUCUCCAGCGCAUCUGUAUACGAGCUACCGCGGUUGCUCAAUUACGUCACUUCGCCCAAUGUCAUGAUCUGGUCCGCUGUAGCAGCGUCUUGCUCUGUUCCUCUCAUCUUCAACGCAUCGCCACUCCUCGUUAAAGAUCCUAUUACAGGGGAGCACCGUCAGUGGAAUCCAACGCCACAAAGGUUCAUUGAUGGCUCUGUGGACAAUGACCUUCCCAUGACACGCCUCGCGGAAAUGUUUAAUGUCAAUCACUUCAUCGUAUCCCAGGUAAACCCUCACGUCACUCCGUUUCUCUCCAAAGAUGAUCACCUAUCGCCUGAAAACAAACACACCAUCAAGAGCGCCAGCACUGGCGAUGAUAUGGACUGGCUAUACACGUGCACGUCGCUAGCCAGAGAUGAGGCCCUCCAUCGACUUCAAUUCAUGGCUGAAAUGGGCUUUUUCCCGAAUAUGAUGACAAAGUUUCGGAGUGUUCUCAGUCAAAAGUACUCAGGGAACAUCAACAUUCUUCCUGACAUGUCUCUUGACAACCUUCCCGUGCUCCUUAGUAAUCCCACUGUUGACUUCAUGUUAAAGUGUUGCCUUGUUGGAGAAAGAGCUACUUGGCCAAAGCUUUCCAGGAUACGUGACAGCUGCGCCAUAGAGCUGGCGCUGGAUCGCGCAGUGCACCGACUUCGGACAAGAGUGGUAUUUUCAGAGAGCCAGAGCAAUCUGAGAAGUCUUGUUUCAUACGUGGGUAGCCUGCGACUGAAUAAGCAUGACCAGCCAUUCGACCAGCCAAACAUUGCUGCAUCGGUUGCUAACCACGGCCAGAAACGUCAGCGUCGACGUUCUGGCGGCAGCCUUCGUAUGUUCCCAGGAGCUGGGCUGGUUCUGGAAAGUGACAUAACAGAUUCGGAUACAGCUGAAGAGGAGCGUCUUGAAAUUGUCUCAAGAGGCCGAGGAUUUCUAUCUCCUAACCCUCUCCGCAAGCCGCAGUUAAAAAGAUCAAGCAUGAGUCAAACGCAUGUGCCUCAACUGGCUGCCGUUCAAUCUCGCUCCCAACCAAAUCCAACAUUCAGUUUUUCCAAGCCAUUAACCCCCCCGCAGAGCGUGAAUGGGGAACCGGAUACUACUGAAUCUGCAAAUACCAUCUUUCUCAAACCAAGGAGGUCGAUACCAUUUGAUGACGGUAGGGAUGACCCAGCAGUACCGUUAGUAGGUACUCUGAUAUCUCCAGUUGAUGAGAUGGAGACUAGCGAACCGAACCACACAAGCGACACAGAGGUGGAGCAGGGGACAGAAGAAAGUGACCCAGAUGAUAAUCAGUCCGUAUUUAUCGAGGGAGUUGCUAAACAGGCUGAUCACGGCGCAUUUGGCCCUGUAGGGCAAGUUGUUGGUGCUCUCUGAUGUGACAAUCAUAAAAUACCCCACCGAAUGACGGAAUGGGAAAGGCAUUCAUGGCAUAGGUCUAUGGCAUACCAGGGCUGCACGGAAUAUAAGCAUAGAAUGGCGUUAUCACAUACUUCGUUAACCGCCGGAAGCCUUUAUUUCAUUAUUUUCUGUUUAUAGAAGCGACUUUGUCAAUAGUAUUUUCUUUUUGUUGAUAACUAGAAGCUGGGCUACUUAAAGCUUCAGGCGGCUAGGAGUUGCGGUGCUACUUUUUGAUGUGAGCAUCAGGCAUAACAGAAGGGAUGAUCGUAUUAUCUAGACGAGAUAUAAAAUUAUGUGUAAAAACAUGCUAGCGCAUUUCUUUGUUGCAGCGAAACCUUGUCGAGAUUGCUGCUUGGAGCGACUUGCAAGCAAGCUACAGCAAGGAUCAGUCUGCUCGCGCAAUGCCCGUCUUAUGGCUAAAUAGCUAGCAACCCAGCAUCGACGGCCGCGUGGCCUAAUGGCUAAGGCGCUAGAUU
This is a messenger RNA of Trichoderma asperellum CBS 433.97, 3189 nucleotides long. RefSeq lists its product as uncharacterized. The record is from RefSeq and is a predicted model, not a curated record. NCBI's taxonomy places the organism in Eukaryota, Fungi, Ascomycota, Sordariomycetes, Hypocreales, Hypocreaceae. Gene Ontology annotation, biological process: lipid metabolic process. Gene Ontology annotation, molecular function: triacylglycerol lipase activity.